Gastrolobium bilobum is the source of this 630-nucleotide messenger RNA. RefSeq lists its product as uncharacterized. The record is from RefSeq and is a predicted model, not a curated record. Gene Ontology annotation, cellular component: cytoplasm. Gene Ontology annotation, biological process: rRNA base methylation. The transcript has 3 exons. Lineage: Eukaryota; Viridiplantae; Streptophyta; Magnoliopsida; Fabales; Fabaceae. Bases 1 to 630 code for a protein of 209 amino acids. Gene Ontology annotation, molecular function: rRNA (uridine-N3-)-methyltransferase activity.
AUGGAUGUUACAAUGGAGAAAAAGAUAAAGCACUACAGUAACUAUCAUAAGACACUCCUUGUGGGAGAGGGAGAUUUCUCCUUCGCACUUUGUUUGGCAAAUGCAUUUGGCUCUGCUUCCAACAUGGUAGCAACCUCCCUUGAUUCCAAAGAGUCGUUAAUAAGGAACUACUCCAGAGCUUCAACAAAUUUGAAUGAACUGGAGAACCUUGGUUGCACCGUUGUGCAUGAAGUGGAUGCUCAUAUAAUGGAUACACACCAUCUUCUUUAUUUGGAGUUUUUUGACCGCAUAGUCUACAAUUUUCCUCAUGCUGGUUUUCUUUUUCCCGAGCGUAAUCCGUUCCAAAUUUGGUAUCAUCAGUAUGUGGUUCGAGGGUUUUUUAAUAGUGCAAGGAAGAUGUUAAGAUACGGUGGAGAAAUUCACGUGACACACAAGAAAGGCCAACCUUUCUGUUCCUGGGAAAUCGUGAAGCUGGCAGAGGAAGUUGGGUUGUUCUUGGUUGAGGAGGUGCCUUUUUACAUAUGGGAUUAUCCAGGUUACAUUAAUAAGAGAGGAUCCGGUAAUAAAUGCGACGAAAGUUUUACUGUUGGUGCUUGCAGCACCUUCAAGUUCUCAGCACGUUCAUUUUGA